This is a messenger RNA of Homarus americanus (American lobster), 5048 nucleotides long. It is a transcript of the gene hb, whose product is annotated as protein hunchback-like. The coding region runs from base 279 to 3410 and encodes 1043 amino acids. Lineage: Eukaryota; Metazoa; Arthropoda; Malacostraca; Decapoda; Nephropidae. Gene Ontology annotation, biological process: regulation of gene expression. Gene Ontology annotation, cellular component: nucleus. The transcript has 2 exons. The record is from RefSeq and is a predicted model, not a curated record.
CGUGAGGGGAGACACACGAGUAGCUCCGCCGUGCCUCGCCCGCUCGCUGGCUUCCUCGCACUGCCAUCACUACCGCGCCCGCGCUACCUGACACUAGUGACUUUAUCUAUCUACCUACCUAGGUGCUCAUGGAUUGUUUUUAAUCGUAUGUACAAGAAAAGUACCAGUGUGACAUUAUUGACAACAUGGUGAGGUGUGUGUGAUAGACUGGUGCCCCACGGAGUCUACCCUCAAGGAUUACCUAACUCUGGAGUGAGGAGCGCCUGCCGUCCCGCCUCAUGCUGCAGCAGUCACCCAUCGCUGACCACUUCCCCGCCCGCUCCCCCACCAUGUCUGCUGAGUGUGAGGCUGUUCCACCUCAGUCGCUCGCUGCUAAUCCCAUGCCCACCGCCUCGCCCAUGACCACCGCUGCCAAGCCCACAGAACGGCACGGCUCCGCGGGCAUCAGCUACGAGGGGCGUGUCUCUCUUAUCCCGCCGCUGGCCGGCUACGAGGCUACAAUGCGUGCAGCCAUGGAGAUGGACCGUACACACACCAGGGACCACCAAAUGCCUAUGGACACGGCACAUGUCCACAACGAACGCCACUACGGCACCGUGCAAAUGCAGCAAGACCUCCGCCGCUUGUACGAGCAACGGGCGAGGAUGCACGAGGUCAGUCAACUGUAUUCACACCGUGAGGAACAAUUAAGACAAGCUUAUCCUCAAUCUCAGGAGACUUGUACACUUAAAGAGGAGCCCAUUAACACCUCCAGUGAGCAAGAAAAUGAUGCCAACGACAUCCAAAUGCAUGACAGUACUCACCUCUUUCCUCAGUCUCACCAAUCAUCUGGAGAAAGCAGUUACACCUCGGCUGACCAGUCUCCAAAACCAGGCCAGUCUCAGGAGGUGACCAUCAAGGAAGAGCCUCAGCAGAUAGAUGAACAGCAGGCAGAGGCUCCGGAGCGUGAGAAGGACCACGCUCACAACGAGUCCGAUACAGUGCUACGCUUUGCGAGACCCGAACAUCAAGCUGAAUCAACGAGAUCACCAAUUGAGAAGGCUGGAGAAUCACCAGACCUGCCCACAGACUCUGCGAGAACUCAGUCCACCGAAGAGCAGCAGCAGUCUUUCCGUGCAUAUGAUCCAUCUUUCAAAAACAAUGAUAGCAUAGAAAGAAUGUCUCCUUUUGAUGAGAAUUAUCAUGGUAGUGAGGAACACAUGCCAUCCAGUGUAGAACCCGAUGGUGAGGACACUAUGGACUCCUCCAUGAACCCUAACGAAGGUGACAUGGACCAUCUCUCCCGCCUACAACACGCUAUGCAACUGUCCGGUGUCAUGUCAGAUAAAGACGGCGACUCAGGAGAUAAGCCUCAGGUGUUCCAGUGCCACAUCUGUUCAUACUCUGGAACUUCUCGCUUUCAUUUCAACACUCACCUAAACACUCACUAUGAUCACAAGUGUAUGAAGUGUGAGUUCACAACCCACGCCGAGGCCAAGCUGAGAGACCACAUGCUGGACGCUCACGGAAUCAGCCUGGACGCCAACGAGGAUCUGGAGAGUAUACGUGUGCCUCGGGUGAACGCACAGGGCAAAGUGAAAACUUUCAAGUGCAAACAGUGUGAGUAUGUGGCUAUAACCAAAAGUGACUUCUGGGAGCAUGCACGCUCGCACAUAAAGAGCGAGAAACUUCUUACCUGUCCAAAAUGUCCUUUUGUGACAGAAUAUAAACAUCACUUGGAAUAUCACCUAAGGAACCAUUUUGGAUCAAAACCUUUCAAAUGUAAUAAGUGCAAUUACUCUUGUGUAAACAAAUCAAUGCUGAACUCGCACAUGAAAUCUCAUAGUAAUAUAUAUCAGUAUCGGUGUUCAGACUGUACCUAUGCCACUAAGUACUGUCAUUCCCUUAAACUUCACCUACGCAAGUAUGGCCACAACCCUGCCAUGGUGCUUAACCCAGAUGGAACUCCCAACCCGAUUCCUAUUAUUGAUGUGUAUGGAACACGGAGGGGACCAAAACUGAAGAAAGAUGACAAAGGAAUGCCAAUUCUCCCGCCUCAUUAUCAAAUUCAAGCUCAAAUCCUAAAGGCACAGAUGCAUGCAUCUGGAAAGAUUGCUCCGUCACCCUCCUCGCCCCUUGACAGCCCACAACCCCCGAACCCGAGGCAACCAACACCUCUCCCGCCAACAUCACAGACCGGGCCUCCUCACUCACCAUUCCCAAUACCUUACCCAGGUAUGAUGGAAAACUUCCAAAACUCUUCGCCCAUCCUGUCUCGCGCUCUGAAAUCCUCGGAAGAACCUCGGGAACAACUGCGAGAACUCUUACGUGAGAGAGAACGCACUGCACAUAUAAAUCCCUUGUCACCAAAGGAUGUCUUACGGUGCUCUCUCUGUGAUUUUGUCACAGAUCGUCGAGAUAUGUUUUCUCAGCAUAUGAUGAUUAUUCAUGCAACUGCUGAACGUCGAGAAGACAGUGAUGACACACCUCGUUCUCCACAACCCAUUGAACGUUCAAGUACUCCAGAGCAUCGUUCCAUCUCUCCAGUGCGCCCUCCCAUCUUUCAACAUCAACCACCACCACUCACACCCAAUGAGACAGGUCCACUGUACUCACCAUUAGCAGCAGCUCAUAAUCUGAAAGAAUAUCUGACCUGUGCCAUGAACCCCUUCUUUUACCAACGUAUGAUGAGUGGACAGAUUCACCCAGCAUUUGGCUUGCAGCAACACCUGCAGCGCUUUACUCACCCAGUACUGCAGGGACCACGACCCAUCCAACCAGAGGAAGACCACCGUCAGCCCUCGCCUCAAAUUUCCCUUCACCAGACUCUCUUGCCCAACACUGAUGGUGUCCUGGACUUAAGUAAGGAACAAACACCGCUUCAGCAGCUUGCCAUGGCCACAGAACACACGCCACCUCAACCAAUAAGAGACACCAGCAAAGAACCACCGCCAAUCCAACAAAGGACAGAGUCUCGAGCAUCUCUUUCUCCAAACCAUUCAUCUCCUCAGUCAUCAUCACCGCCUCGCUCCGAGACAUCAACGCCACCCUCAAAAAAUCGUCGAAAGGGUCGUGCUUUCAAGUUGGAGCGUAUUGCCCUACGUCUGAGUGAAAGUGCUGAGGGUGAGAGCAGCGGUCACGAUGAAGACAUGCGACGUGAGGAUGAUGAGAGCCAACCCAAGGCAUCUGAGAACCGUAUGCCACCACUCAUGCCCAUGGAGCAGCUUGAUGACCCGCCUGAGGGUCAGGAAGCCUGGCAGAGUGCCCAUCAGUGUCAGUUUUGUGACAUGGCUUUCAAGGAUGUUGUUAUGUACACUAUGCACAUGGGCUACCAUGGUUAUCGCAACCCUUUCACCUGCAACAUGUGCGGUCAUCAGGCCACAGAUAAAGUGGCCUUUUUCCUCCACAUUGCUCGUUCUUCACACUCGUGAGCUGCAAUGCUCCCGCAUACACACCUAACACUUAAAUUUAAUAAUCUCACUCAUGAUGUGAGAUGUGAUCUCAAUGAAGAAUCGUUGAUCUCGCUGGCUGGUGCUGGGCUCAUAAGUCAGUGAGCACUGCUAGAGCCCGGAUAACCAGCUGCUACUGCUGCAUGUGUGCUACCCUGGUGCAGGUGGCACACCAACUCAACCCAGUUCCCUCUCAUGGGUGCUUAUAGGCUAAUGGUCGUGGUUCACUGAACUGCAGUAACACGUAGGCUCUAGUCAGCUGUAGAACUUGUACUGUAUAUAUGAGAGUUUAUUCAGUGUAAAUUCAUAUUUCAUGUGAUAACUUCAAUCAGAAAUGAUCGUUACAGAAUUUCAUUUGUGAAAUGGAUCAUUUAAGUAAAUUUUAUCUUUAAACUUAAAAAUUUUAAUUCAGAAAAGUUAAAUUCAGUAACUAAUAUUUAGUCUGAUUCUAUUGAACAUUUUGUCACAGUAUUAGUUUGGACUUAUGCGGGUAUUAGUUUGUAGUGAUUUAAGUUUAAAUUGUGCAGUGAUAAUUUGUUCCAGAAAUCCAUUAGGUCCCCUUCUCCACCAUAUAUUAAGUUAAGAAGGAUGAUUAUAAUGGAUCUUGUAAGGCUGUCUGUCUCUUGAUGCUGUCCACUGUAGAUGUAACUUUGAAGAGUCUAGAUAUAUCCACUUGACACCGCUGACGUCUUCAGAGACGGAACACAGCUCUUGAUGGUGUACUGUACUUGCGUGUGAUGGACUCCAGCUAUGUACAUGUAAGCGUAACACCCAUAGAGUCAUAUUAAUAUUAUAUUUUAAAAAUUAUAUAUUAUCUGUAUAAUAUUGGGUCAGUAACACUUAAAGAUACCUUUAAGUGUUACUGCAAUUAAUAAUACUGUAAUAAUAAUGAUACUGUAUAAAAAUUGUCAACAGCGCCCAGUUAAUUUUUUUUAAUGCUAGAUAUUAUGAAGACGUUCCUUUUCGUAACUUUGUACUCAGGGAUAAAACGAGUGAGAGACGGGGCCCUCAUAACAUAUCUUGUGGGCGUGUCUGCCACAACACUCUUACCAGAACGCUUGUAUCCCAAAUCCUAUAGCCACCUCACACUCUCUAAUAAACUGUUCUCUUUGCAUUUAUCCAAAAGCCACAUUUUCAAAUGAAGGCUAUUAUUAACACAGCGAUAAUAUAGUCGCAAACACGACGAGUAAAAUUAAAGACUUAAUUUUCAAGUAAAACAAUGAAUGGGAUAACAAAAGAUGAAAUCAUAACUACCAUCUUCACAUGUAACACUGAGAGUAUGCCACCAGCGACUGAGGUAGGUGGCUAGCCACCAAGUGUCAGUAUCUUCCUUAGCGAGUGGGACCCUGGCCACGCAGUGUGAGUAGACUGGCCGUAACCCUGGCCACUUACCCAAAGCACUGGCAUCAAUUUGGUUACUUGUAGUCGAGGAUGAGAGAUUCACUUAGAAAAAUGUAUAAUAGUAGCCAUGAGCACAUUUCAAUUUUCGUGUACAGGGACUAAUAUGUUCCUUCCAGUGUUCUCCGUGUCCCGGGGCAGUGGCUUUAUAUGUGUAGUCUGUGGUCAUGUAGGGUUUGCCUUGUGUUCAGGUACAAUGUCAUAUCAAAUAUUAAAUCAAUU